This is a messenger RNA of Trypanosoma conorhini, 1149 nucleotides long. RefSeq names its product small GTPase. NCBI's taxonomy places the organism in Eukaryota, Euglenozoa, Kinetoplastea, Trypanosomatida, Trypanosomatidae. Gene Ontology annotation, molecular function: GDP binding; GTP binding; GTPase activity. Gene Ontology annotation, cellular component: plasma membrane. The record is from RefSeq and is a predicted model, not a curated record. Gene Ontology annotation, biological process: signal transduction. The transcript has a single exon. The coding region runs from base 1 to 1149 and encodes 382 amino acids.
AUGAGGCGGCUUCCCUGCUUCGGCAGUCGCGACGGGGUUGCGGCGGAGGUUACAGUGUGCAACUUAGUUCUCAUGGGUGCCGAAGGCGUGGGAAAGAGCGCAAUUCUGCAACAGUUUCUAAAAGGAACAUUCCGCCAAGCGUACGUUCCGACCUCGUUGGAGACGUUUGUGCGAUGCGAGACCGUAAGUGGGGAGUUGUAUCGAAUACAUUUGUGUGAUUGCUCUGGUAGUAGUGGGUUUAGCGAGCACCGUGCGCCAUACAUAGCAGAGGCGCAUGGCCUAAUGUUUAUUUACUCCACUACGGACAUGGACUCGCUCUUGUGCCUUCUGGAGUGUGCAAGGGAGAGCUGCCGUGCACGGCAGCAGCAUGGUGUGAAGGGGAGCAUUCCACUUCUGCUUGUAGGUACCAGAGCCGACGACACCGAGCAUCAUGUCGUGACGGUGCAGGAUGCAGAGCGCGUAGUGCGGGAGUGUCUGUUGACGUUGGGUGUGAGGCUUUCAAAAAAGUGCAACAAAACUGAAAACAACGGCAUAGGCAGUGGCGCAAGCAACGCAGGGAGGCACUCCGAUCUACCGGUCUUAGAAAUCUCAAGUAGAAAUCACAAGGAUGUGUUGCGGGCAAUGCACCUCAUGAUUCGCAUGGCGCAUUACUUUCGUAUAGCAUCCUCUCCGCCCGGAGUCACGUUGAAUUGCCCGAAGGUGGAGCCGCGCCGACUUGUCUCAGAGGAGCUGAAUUUGGGCACCCGUCCGGGAAAUGCCGGUGGCGACGCAUCUCCACACAGCCGCUUCACGGUGACAACGACGACGAUUAGUCUUCCGACAGUUUCCCGCAACUGCUUGUCGCCCCUGUUGCUGAGUGACUCGGAUGUAACUGCGUCGUACUCUCCGAAGAGCGUCGGCGUGACACAAAGCGUGUUUUCAAGUGCUGCAGAGGAUGAAGGGACGAUAGAGCAACUGUACUUGCAGGAGUCAGUGGGUAGUGAGGUCAUUGUGCACCUGCCGCCGUGGCUUCUCGCUGAUGAGCCCGCCAACGUACUCGCCAGCGAUACCACACCCAUGACAUUGCUUGCGUCGGAGGAAUUGUCGGAAAAACGGGCCUCCAAAAUGGGGCCAGGCCAACGACAUUGCCAUGCAUGCCAUGUCAUGUAA